Molecule: messenger RNA, 5334 nt
Organism: Magnolia sinica
Lineage: Eukaryota; Viridiplantae; Streptophyta; Magnoliopsida; Magnoliales; Magnoliaceae
Product: probable phosphoinositide phosphatase SAC9
Exons: 13
Coding region: 112-5109 (1665 amino acids)
Molecular function (GO): phosphatase activity; protein binding
Source: RefSeq, a predicted model, not a curated record
UUUUAGACCCCCGUGGUAAAUUCCAACCCCUUCGUAGACACUGACAACGAUCCAACCCGCUUCUCUGAGUACACCGCCGGAGUUAUCAAAUUUCAACAACGCCGGGAUCCGAUGUCGGAGACUGCACGUCGGAAAAUUCUCCCCGCCGGAAAUUCAUCGGCCGUGGCUUGUUCAAAGGAUACCUCUAUUGUAGUUGUAGUGCUAGAAACUGGUGAAGUAUACAUUGUUACCAGCUUGUCAACCAGGGAUGACACCCAGGUGAUUUAUGUUGAUCCAACAACUGGAGCACUAUGUUACAAUGGAAAGCUGGGACAUGACCUUUUCAUUUCUGAAGAAGCUGCUUUGACCUAUCUCACAGAUGGGUCAAGGUGGCUCUGCAAGAGCACAACUUAUGCCAAGGCAAUACUGGGUUAUGCAGCUUUGGGGAACUUUGGAUUACUUCUAGUUGCCACCAAACUGACUCCCUCCAUUCCAGAUUUGCCUGGUGGUGGGUGUGUAUAUACUGUGACUGAGAGUCAGUGGAUCAAGAUUCAACUUCAAAAUCCUCAAUCACAGGGUAAAGGGGAAAUCAAGAAUGUUCAAGAAUUGGCUGAGCUCGACAUUGACGGGAAGCACUAUUUCUGUGAAACGAGGGAUAUUACUCGACCUUUUCCAAGCCACAUGCCUUUGCAGAAUCCAGAUGAUGAAUUUGUUUGGAAUGGUUGGUUUUCAGGUCCUUUCAAAGAAAUUGGGCUGCCACAACAUUGUGUUGUACUUCUCCAGGGGUUUGCAGAGUGUCGAGGCUUUGGAUGCUCAGGUCAGCAAGAGGGGAUAGUUGCACUUACAGCUCGUCGUAGCAGAUUGCACCCUGGUACUCGUUACCUGGCUAGAGGGCUGAAUGCGUGUUUCAGCACAGGAAAUGAAGUGGAAUGCGAGCAACUUGUAUGGUCUCCUAGAAGGACAGGCCAAAGUGUUCCUUUCAACACAUACAUUUGGCGACGAGGUACCAUACCAAUCUGGUGGGGUGCAGAUUUAAAGCUCACUGCUGCUGAGGCAGAAAUUUAUGUAAAAGAUCGAGAUCCUUACAGAGGAAGUUUGCAAUACUACCAGAGAUUAAGUAGGAAAUAUGGUUCAAAGAAGUCAGAUGCAACCAUCGUGGCCAAUCAGAAGAAAAAUCCCCUGGUUCCUAUUGUAUGUGUCAAUUUGCUUAGAAACGGUGAGGGGAAGUCUGAAGCCAUUUUAGUUCAGCAUUUUGAGGAAUCCUUAAAUUAUAUCAGAUCGACUGGGAAGCUGCCAUAUACCCGAAUACAUUUGAUAAAUUAUGACUGGCAUGCAAGUGUAAAACUUAAAGGUGAGCAGCAAACAAUUGAGGGGCUCUGGAAGCAUCUCAAAGCACCCACAUUAACUGUUGGCUUUUCUGAAGGGGAUUAUCUGCCUUCUGCACAGAGGCUUAAGGACUGCCAAGGUGCAGUCAUCUGUAAUGACGACGUUGAGGGAGCCUUUUGUUUAAGGUCACUUCAAAAUGGGGUGAUACGGUUCAACUGUGCUGAUUCUUUGGAUAGAACAAAUGCGGCUAGUUAUUUUGGGGCUCUCCAAGUUUUUGUAGAACAGUGUAGGAGGCUUGGGAUUUCCCUUGACAGUGAUUUUGCUUUUGGUUUUUCAUCGAUGAGUAAAUAUUCAGAGCAAGGUAAUUAUGGUGGAUAUACUGCACCUCUGCCACCAGGGUGGGAGAAACGUUCUGAUGCAGUAACAGGAAAGACAUAUUAUAUUGAUCACAACACACGUACCACAACCUGGGAGCAUCCAUGCCCAGAUAAACCAUGGAAGAGAUUUGAUAUGAUGUUUGAUGAGUUUAAGAGAUCAACAUUACUGCCUCCUAUAUCUCUACUUGCAGAGCUUUUCUUACUUGCUGGCGACAUCCAUGCAACACUCUAUACUGGUUCUAAAGCUAUGCACAGCCAUAUCCUCAACAUAUUUAGUGAUGAUGGUGGAAAGUAUAAACAGUUCUCUGCUGCUCAAAAUAUGAAGAUCACUCUGCAGAGAAGAUAUAAAAAUGUGCUUGUUGAUAGCUCCCGUCAGAAGCAGUUGGAGAUGUUUCUAGGGAUGAGGCUCUUCAAGCACCUCCCAUCAGUUCCAAUUCAUCCAUUGAAAGUAUUGUCACGCCCAUCUGGAUGCUUCUUGAAACCAAUUGCGAGCAUGUUUCCAAAUGAAAAUGGUGGAGCUAAUCUUCUCAGUUUCAAGCGAAAAGAUCUAAUAUGGGUUUGCCCCCCAGCUGCAGAUGUUGUUGAGCUUUUUAUUUAUCUUGGUGAGCCUUGCCAUGUUUGUCAGCUUCUUCUCACUAUUUCGCAUGGUGCACAAGAUUCAUCCUUUCCAGCGACAGUUGAUGUUAGGACAGGAUGCAAUUUAGAUGGGCUUCAACUUGUCUUAGAGGGUGCUUCUAUACCUCAAUGUUCAAAUGGUACAAACCUGGUCAUACCUUUAACAGGCCCAAUCAGUUCAGAGGAUAUGGCGGUUACUGGUGCAGGUGCUCGCCAUCAUUCUCAAGAAAAGCCUAAUCUUUCCUUGUAUGAUUUUGAAGAAUUGGAGGGAGAAUUUAACUUUUUGACUCGUGUGGUUGCACUUACAUUCUAUCCUGCCAUUCCUGGAACCCCUAUUACUCUUGGUGAGAUGGAGGUGCUUGGUGUUUCUCUUCCUUGGAGGAGCAUAUUUACUAAUCAAGGACUUGGUGCAAAAUAUAUUGAGCUAGUCCAAAACCGUCAGAAAGAGACAACAAAUCCAUUUCUGUCUGGUUCUGAUAUCGAUCCACAUGAGGUUACAUCUUUGCCUAAUGAAAAUAAGUUAUCAUCAGCUCAACCAAGUGUGCUUGUCAGCCAUGGAGUAGACCUUCUCACUGGGGAUUUGUUAUUUUCUCAGUCUAUUAAUGAACCAGAGAUGCCACAGGCAACAGAAAAUGCUGGCUUUGGAGCAAUGGGCUUGAUUGAUUUCUUUGGUGAUUCUGUUAUUGAUCAUCGGAAUUCAGAAGCAGCCAAGUUGUCCACGCAAGAUGAGACACCUAAAGAUGCCAAUAGUGUCCAACAUUACAUAAAUUGCUUUAGAAGCUUGUGCGGUCCAAAUAUGGAAAAGGUGAUGGACUUUCUUGAAGCCAUGAAACUUGAAGUUGAGCGAUUUCGUUUGAAUCUUUCUGCUGCUGAAAGAGAUAGAGCUUUGUUAUCAAUUGGUACUGAUCCUGCAACGGUGGAUCCAAAUGGACUACUUGAUGAUGCCUACAUGGGAAGAUUAUCCAAAGUUGUAAACAUUCUUGCAUUGCUGGGACAGGCUGCAUUUGAAGAUAAGAUGACUGCUUCCAUUGGUCUUGAGACUGUAGAUGAUGACGUUAUAGAUUUCUGGAACAUUGCUAGAAUUGGAGAAACCUGCUUUGGUUCCAUUUGUCAAGUUCAUGCGGAAAUGCAGCCAACUGCUCGAGUACCUUCUGGGGUCCCUUCUGUAGGAGAUUCACCAUUGCUUCUGGUUUGUUCCAGUUGCAAAAGAAAGGUAUGCAAAGUUUGUUGUGCUGGAAAGGGAGCUAUUCUGCUUGCAGACUAUAAUUCAAAGGAGGUGGCAGGCUUUAAUGGCUUCUUGAGCCAGAGUGGGGGAUCUAGCCAUGGUGGUCAAAGGGAGGGGAUGCCUGUUAAUGCAGAUGGUGUUAUCUGUAAAUUGUGCUGCGAUGAAGUUAUUCUUGAUGCACUGUUUGUCGACUACAUCCGGGUCUUGAGCAGCGCACGGAGAAGAACCCGUGCAGACAAUGCGGCAUAUAAGGCUUUGGAUCAGGUGAUAGGAUUUGCCUCAAGUAAUUUUAUUUCCGAAGUAGGCAGAAAGACUCAUCAAGGUGUUGAAGCCAACAAGAACUGGUUCGAUAAAUUACUUAAUGGAAUGGAAUCACUUGCUGAUUUUCCACAUGCGAGCUUACUGCAUUCGGUUGAAACAGCAGCUGGUUCUGCACCAUUUUUGUCAUUGCUCUCUCCAUUCAACACUGGAUCACAAAAUUCUUACUGGAGAGCUCCCCCUAGGAUUUCUUCGGUUGAGUUUGCUAUUGUUCUUGGCAGUCUCGCUGAUGUCUCUGGCAUUAUCUUACUUGUUAGUCCAUGCGGCUAUUCAUCAUCUGAUUGUCCCAUUGUGCAAGUUUGGGCCAGCAACAGGAUCAGUAAGGAAGAGCGUACAUGCAUAGGGAAAUGGGAUGUCCAAUCCCUAAUUGCAUCUUGCCCUGAACUUUGUGGACCAGAAAAGUCUGGUGAAGAUAAAGAUGUCCCGAGGCAUGUGAAAUUUCCCUUCCGGAAUCCUGUCCAAUGUCGGAUUAUAUGGAUAACAUUAAGUCUACGGCGUCUUGGUUCAAGUUCUGUUAGCUUAGAGAAACAGUAUAAUCUUCUUUCUCUAGAUGAGAAUCCCUUCUCUGAACUUGGUCGUCGUGCUUCUUUCGGAGGGGCAGUUGAAAGUGAACCUUGCAUUCAUGCCAGAAGGCUUCUAGUUUAUGGAAUGCCUUGGAGAAAAGAUUUUGGACCUGAUACAUCAAUUCAAGGCUCUGACAAGAUAAAUAUGAGAGCUUGGUUGGAGAGAGCUCCACAAUUAAAUCGAUUCAAAGUUCCAAUUGAGGCUGAAAGGUUAAUAGACAAUGACCGUGUCUUGGAACAGUAUUUAUCACCUGCUUCACCUGGGCUAGCCGGAUUUCGUCUGGAUGCUUUUAGUGUGAUAAAACCUCGCAUUACUCAUUCUCUGCCUUCUUUGGAUUCCAGUAUCUGGGAUGCUUCUUUAACAUGUAUAGAAGAUAGAAACAUCUUGCCUGCAGUUCUAUUUAUUCAAGUAUCUGCGCUCCAGGAAUCCAACAAUGUGGUAACAGUUGGGGAGUAUCGGUUGCCGGAAGUGCGAGCAGGAACACCUCUCUACUUUGAUUUUCCGAGACCGAUUCAGGCUCGUCGUGUCAGUUUCAAACUGCUUGGAGAUUUGACUGCCUUUGCAGAUGAUCCAACGGAGCAGGAUGACUCGGAUUUCAGAACUGUCCAACUGGCAAUGGGGCUGUCUCUGUCCAAUAAAAUCAAGUUGUAUUACUAUGCCGAUCCCUAUGAGCUUGGGAAAUGGGCCAGCCUCUCCGCAGUGUGAUAUUUGUUGUUUGUAUUGUAUGCAUGAAAUGAACAAAUGAAGGAAAGGGGUUUGCGCUUGGUGAUCAUUAAUGUGUGUUAGGCUGUAAAAAUGAUGGAUCUCAUUCCUAUUUUUUCAGUGUAUCAAAUGGUAAUUCAUCCAUUUAUGAUUGUUACCGAUGUUUUGUAUGUACGGAAAGGAAGAGACUGGUCCCUUUCACCAUUCAGUGUGAAUUUGACAUGCUAA